This is a messenger RNA of Cercocebus atys (sooty mangabey), 2146 nucleotides long. It is a transcript of the gene CBR3, whose product is annotated as carbonyl reductase 3. The record is from RefSeq and is a predicted model, not a curated record. Bases 1091 to 1924 code for a protein of 277 amino acids. The transcript has 4 exons. Lineage: Eukaryota; Metazoa; Chordata; Mammalia; Primates; Cercopithecidae. Gene Ontology annotation, molecular function: carbonyl reductase (NADPH) activity.
GUGUGAGCCACCUCGUCCAGACCAAAUGAUCUUUAGGAGAAAAAAGGAAAUACUGGGGGAAGCACAGUAGGAGAUCACAGCAGGGGCCCACCUCCGGAACCUCAAGUAAGGACUUGAGAGAGAAGGUGGAGUCAGAGUAACAGAGACACAGGCCGGUUAGCCAGCUCUGCAUGGAAAAGACUGAGUCGUGAUGAUGUCACAGUUCUCCCCAAAUCUCAAAGUCACUGAUCAAACAACUCAGUUUACACUGAAGACAAUGGAUGGGGCUCUAAUUUUGUGCCCACAGCUUGACACACCUUUGGGAAUUUGGUUUCAGUUUAACUUUCUUUGCCGGUACACAGAUCUCACUGUGAGAAUAUAUGAUCAAUCCAGAUCUCUAUGGAUCUAUAUCCUCCUUGGGCAAACCUAAAUGCAGACACUUUUAGCACCCAUAGGAGUUAAGUCAGGAUUAAAUAAGAACAUUCCCUCCCACUUGGGGGCAUAUUCACUGGGAAUCCCAGAGCGAUGUCGCCUGCCCACACCUGCUAGGUGUGCUCACAGGGCAUCUAAUUCCCUCUCCUGAGUUCCUUUUAAGCAAGCAAGGGGAUCUAUGUCCAGAGAAGCAGUUACUGUGUCUAAGUAAAGUUACUGCAUCUUAGGAAAAGGCAAACAUUCGCAUUUUGCGUGCAUGAUGGGCGCACACCCAAGAAAAUUACUCAGCACUUGUUUUUCUCACUUUGGGGUUUUCCCAAAAUAACUUCUUCAGUCCAGCUGCCAUGAAUCUGGAGCCCCCGACUGACCCAUCAAGGUUCGAUUUGGCUUCAGACACCUCUCAGAUCACCCUGCGGCUCAGAGCCCGGAUCCUGAAGGGCGCAGCGUGGGCAGGGGGCGGGCCCGGGAGUUGGAACAGAAGGCACAGACGGCCCCUCCUCGGAGGGGAGGGACCGAGGCCGGGGCCUUGUUCUUUAAGACUCGCAGCGCUGGAUCUUAGUCUGCGCGGCGGCAUUGACACUAGCGGCAUUGACACUAGCUGGGCUCCUCGGGGCGCGCCCCAGGUGGUCCGAAGCCUGGUCCGCCCUCCACGCAGGUGUCCCGCGCGCCCGGGUCAGUCAUGUCGUCCUGCAGCCGCGUGGCGCUGGUGACCGGGGCCAACAGGGGCAUCGGCUUGGCCAUCGCGCGCGAAUUGUGCCGACAGUUCUCAGGGGAUGUGGUGCUCACCGCGCGGGACGUGGCGCGGGGUCAGGCGGCCGUGCAGCAGCUGCAGGCGGAGGGACUGAGCCCGCGCUUCCACCAACUGGACAUCGACGACCUGCAGAGCAUCCGCGCCCUGCGCGACUUCCUGCGCAAGGAGUACGGCGGGCUCAAUGUGCUGGUCAACAACGCGGCAGUCGCCUUCAAGAGUGAUGAUCCAAUGCCCUUUGACAUUAAAGCCGAGAUGACACUGAAGACAAAUUUUUUUGCCACUAGAAACAUGUGCAACGAGUUACUGCCGAUAAUGAAACCUCAUGGGAGAGUGGUGAAUAUCAGUAGUUUACAGUGUUUAAGGGCUUUUGAAAACUGCAGUGAAGAUCUGCAGGAAAAGUUCCGCAGUGAGACACUCACAGAGGGAGACCUGGUGGAUCUCAUGAAAAAGUUUGUGGAGGACACAAAAAAUGAAGUGCAUGAGAGGGAAGGCUGGCCCAACUCACCUUAUGGAGUGUCCAAGUUGGGGGUCACAGUCUUAUCGAGGAUUCUGGCCAGGCGUCUGGAUGAGAAGAGGAAAGCCGACAGGAUUCUGGUGAAUGCGUGCUGCCCAGGACCAGUGCAGACAGACAUGGAUGGGAAAUACAGCAUCAGGACUGUGGAGGAGGGGGCUGAAACCCCUGUCUACUUGGCCCUCCUGCCUCCAGAUGCCACUGAGCCACAAGGCCAGCUGGUCCAUGACAAAGUUGUGCAAAACUGGUAAACAUCUGCUUCGGAGCUUGAUGCUUAAUAAAGCUCUAGAUCUUUCCUCUAAAAAGAACCAGUUGGAUUGGAUCAGAGCUGUUACUGUGCAUCCCACCUCAUGUGCCUAAGGAGCAGAGGGAGCCAGCCAUCGCCAGAGAAGGAGGCCAACCAUCAGGAGGCGCGUUUAAGCCAGGUGUGGUGGCUCCUGCCUCCAAUCGCAGCACUUUGGGAGGUCAAGGCA